Molecule: messenger RNA, 595 nt
Organism: Suillus discolor
Lineage: Eukaryota; Fungi; Basidiomycota; Agaricomycetes; Boletales; Suillaceae
Exons: 3
Coding region: 170-448 (92 amino acids)
Source: RefSeq, a predicted model, not a curated record
AUCCGGUAUGAUGACGUUCAAAGCUCGUUAUACUUUCAGCUCAAUUUACUGACCUUAGUACUGCCCAAUCCAGUGUAGGCUCCGUUGAACUCAGGCCACUGGCCGAUAUAUUCAAAAGGUCGCAUCUGCCCAUGAAACAGCAUUCACUUAGACCUCGAUACACAUCGAAAUGAUCACUCGAAUCUUCACGAUUUCUGUUGUCUCCCUUCUCCUCUCCAAAGCCUGUGUUAUGGCCGCUAUUAUUACUGCUGCUAACACAACCUCAACCAAUUCGAUCGAUUGUGGUGACGGCCAGCCUUUUUGCUGCAUAGAGGAUCGGUCUCAAGUGGGGAAUGUUAAUGAUGACGCGUGCCAAAGCUACUCAGAGAAUUGUUCAAGUGGCUACUUACCAUCUUGUUGCAACAUAGUGACCAACAUGAAGGACUAUUAUUACUGCGAGGAGGGUUGACAAUAGGGUUGUCCGACAUUUUGAAGCACGGUACCUCAGUGAAGGACACUCGUCGGUUUGGACUUUCGAACGGACUAUACCAUAGAUUUAUCUUAAAUGCAUAAUAUUCCACUCAGGCUGGUGCAAAAAAUAUCUCAAACUUCUGUG